Bipolaris oryzae ATCC 44560 is the source of this 882-nucleotide messenger RNA. RefSeq lists its product as uncharacterized. Lineage: Eukaryota; Fungi; Ascomycota; Dothideomycetes; Pleosporales; Pleosporaceae. The record is from RefSeq and is a predicted model, not a curated record. Bases 1 to 882 code for a protein of 293 amino acids. The transcript is spliced from 2 exons.
AUGGCCCGUGGAGGUACUUCGGAAGCAUCCUGGGCCAGCGCGCUUCGUGCCCUCUGCGGAGCAAGAGGAGGAGGACGGUCUAGCACAAAGGCCCUGACCCCGGGCAUGAUCGACGCGACGACGAGGGCGGGCAAGGUUCAGGCUCCCCCUACAGGUCAUUCUGGCGGGCAGGGCCUGUCUCUACCAGGUAGCUUCUAUUUACCAGCCUGUCUGCUUGUGCUGGCCUGGUGCCUGUCUGGUGUUGGCCUGGUGCUGGUGCUGGUGCUGAUGCUGCCCUGGGAGAUCCACAGCGGGCCCCCCUUCGAGGGUGCGCGCAAUUGCGAGACGCUCGACACCCUCUACUCUGCAUCCAUGGGUCUUGACCGGCGCUCCGACUCUGAAGCAGCCAGCGACAGGGGCUUCCACGUGCGCGUCUUCUCCUGGCCGUCCUGGCCGGGCGGUGGCACCCUUGCAUCCUGGUAUCGCUUCACGUCGCCGCCGCAGGAGCCCACGCCAUGCGCUCUUCAAACGUCACAAUUUGUCCGUGUCUGGUCUGUCAUCCCAAACCUCGCUACGGUCCGCAAACACGACCAGCUACCUGACUGGCAAGCGGUCAUGGCGACAUCACAGCCCUCGCUCUUCCGUCUUAUGCGCGCCCAUCUGAACCUGUCCUGGUGGGUCCCGUCGUGCUGCUCCUCUGUGCCCACCUCGCAUCCGACCCAAGGUAGACCGAGGACGUGUGUCGCGCAGGAACUCGGCCAUGCCACCCUUGGUGGGGGUGUGCAAUGUCCCGGCCCAAAGCACCUCGUAGCGCUUUUCCAGAACAGCCAGCUGUCGCUAUGCACAUGCACGUUGGGCGAGGCUUCAAUCGCCCAGCUGCCACCACCGUUGAGACUUUAUUGA